AUGUCAGAGGGUAAUGGGAAUACAGUGGAAGGGUUCUCUCUGGCCGAGAAAGAACAAAGAGAAAUAGUGGUGGAAGAAUCGACUAUACAGGAACUCUGUAAUAAGGGCUCUCUGUGCUUGGUGGGACGUUUGGGUGUGCCAAAGAAGCUAAAUAAGGAGGCUUUCAAAACCGUCCUUCAGCGAAUCUGGAGACCCUCAGGACGAUUGGUGGUCAAAGAAAUCAGGGCUGAUCUGUGGUUAUUUGAGUUUUCGGAGGAUAGGGACAAACAAAAGGUCCUAGCGGGCCGUCCCUGGUCGUACGACAGAACUUUGUUAAUUCUUAAUGAAUUUGACGGUAAGAUCUCACCGUCACAAAUGGAUUUCUCCUCUUCCCCUAUAUGGGUUCAAGUCCACGAUAUGCCCCUUGGUUGCAUGAACAGAGGUGUAGGCAGUCAGAUUGGAAGCUCGCUGGGGGAGGUAGAAGAAGUAGCAGUGGCAGAGGAUGACGUGGGAUGGGGGCGCUAUCUCCGGAUUAGAGUAGCGAUCAACCUCUCUCAGCCUCUUGAACGUGGUAGAACGUUGCGGAUCUCUGGUAAACCUUUUUGGGUUCCUUUUAAAUAUGAGAAGCUACCUAUUUUCUGCUUCAGGUGUGGUCGUAUAAUCCAUGGGCAAAAAGGCUGUACUGAUUCUGCUAUAAGGAAAAACCGGUUGGAUGGAUCAGAAGGUUGGGGUCCCUGGCUUAGAGCAGAAGAGCUACUUAGAGGGCCAGGAAGACAAGAGGAAAUGAAGGUGGCGCCGGCGUGUUCUGAUCACGGCUGGGGUGAGGAGGAAGUGGCGGAAGAUUAUCCCGGAAAGGAAGAGAAGAAACGCCCAGAAAAUCAGGAAGUCAGCUCUGUGCAUGGUGCUGUUCCCAACGCGGAAACUUCUGAGGUCUGUGCAUUGGGCGUAGCGGGAUCCCCAAAAGGGGGAAAAGUAGAAGAAUCCAAGGUAAGCAGAAAGCGGAAAUCACGCUCGAUUCCAGGAAGGUCGGUGGCGCCUUUUCCUGGGAAAUAUGUAGAUCAGGGGCUCUCGGUACCCGAUGAAUUUUCAAAAAAGGGGCGGGUUUCUAAGGAGUCCUUCUCUAACGCUCCAGAUGGGCCUAAUAGGGCCCUGCUUUCCGCAGGCCCAUCUUCAAAGUCGAAGAGUGUAGAAUGGAGCGAGGGCCCAACCUAA
This is a messenger RNA of Alnus glutinosa, 1191 nucleotides long. RefSeq lists its product as uncharacterized. The transcript has a single exon. The record is from RefSeq and is a predicted model, not a curated record. Bases 1 to 1191 code for a protein of 396 amino acids. NCBI's taxonomy places the organism in Eukaryota, Viridiplantae, Streptophyta, Magnoliopsida, Fagales, Betulaceae.